This is a messenger RNA of Poeciliopsis prolifica (blackstripe livebearer), 3710 nucleotides long. RefSeq lists its product as uncharacterized. Gene Ontology annotation, molecular function: protein binding. The record is from RefSeq and is a predicted model, not a curated record. Bases 1217 to 3358 code for a protein of 713 amino acids. The transcript has 14 exons. Lineage: Eukaryota; Metazoa; Chordata; Actinopteri; Cyprinodontiformes; Poeciliidae.
UUAGGACCGCUAUGUGAUUUAACCCUAUAUUAUAAAUAAGAAAUGUCAAAAAUUCAGUAGCAUCCCAAGGUUUACUGGCUCCUUCUAUAAACGAGGUUCAAAAUUAGGCCAGUCUCAUUCUGUUGAUCUAAAUGUGGAAAAUUAAAGCAUGUAAGGGUUUAGGCAGCAUAUACACUCCAAAGAGCCAUUUUUGAGCUCUGUUCAGUUCAAUAAAACUUGUUUAGAACCACAAAUAGUACAUACCUCGUAAUUUUUGAUGAAUAUUUACAGUUCGAAAUUUAUCUUUGCAAGAACCACCUUUUUAUUUUUAGGUUUUGGGAGGAAACCUAAAAAUAAAAAGCUUUAAAAAAAAGUUUGAAAAAUUAGUCUCCAGUCUAAUGCUCAGAAAAUGGAUGAAAAACAUCACUGGUACUCUCUGUCUCACUCUUUUGGGGGAAAUUAAUAAAACAAAAACAAACAAAAAACCCAGCUAAACCCUACAUUAGUUUCACGACAUCAAUAUUUUUCAAAUUUUGAUCAUUUCACAUCUUUAUGAUUCUCAUCCAAAGAUUAAUCAUGUCAUGCUCCAAUGAUGAUGAUGUCGUGACUCUUAGUUGCCUUAGAAUGUUAUUGAAAAGUUAAUUUAAUUCAUCAACAGGUGAAACAUAUUGUAUAGCUCAAACAAAGACGGAUGUUUUAAAACCAUUAUUUCUCUUUAUUAAGGUGAUCUUCUGCUGACAGACAAUAAAAACACAAAAUCUAUUCUAACAUGGGUCACUGUAUUCUUCUUAGUCUCUGAUUGACUAAUUGCUCUAAUCAAAGACUGAAACUACAGACCACAAAACAACCCAAGAGCCUCACACAUCCUCCAAAGUCAUGAGGAAAAAAAGCUGUGGUUUAGAAAAGAAGUCUAUUACGUCAUCAGUUUCAUUUACUUCCUCAUUUGACUCUCUUUUCCUAACCCUUUCGUUUCCUUUUGUUAUCGUCUGCUGGUGUUUAAAGCUCAGCUUGUGGCCAUUGGCUCCAAAUUAAGAGGGAGGAAGCGGAGAGGAGCCGCGACUCUUCCCGCCGCCUCUCCUCCUCAGGGCGGCCUGAGAAGGAGCGGAGACCCGCUGGAGAUCGCCUCGCCUUCACAUUUGCUGCAGAACGCCGAUCGGCCUCAAGGGACGGGUGUUCUUUCCUGAUCGUCCCAACACAUGCAACUGGAGAUCUGAUGAGUUGAUGGGAGUUCAGCGCCAUGGAUCACGGCAAGGAGGAAGAACAAGAGAGGAAGAGUUUGUUGUUCAAGAGUCCAAAAAAAUAUGCAAGCAACGUGGAAACAAAGUUACUAGAUGUUGCGAUAGAUUGGCCAGAGACACGCAUCAUGACUGAUAAAGAAAGAUAUGGAAGCAAAGUGAAAACAAAGUUACGAGAUGUUGAGAGAGAUUGGUCAGAGACACGCAUCUUCACUCAUAGAGAAAGGGCGGAACCUGCUGGAGUCCAGAAGUUGAGAGAGAAACUGAGGAAGUAUUCCUGCAGUCUCACCUUUGACUCAAACACGGUUCACAGAAACCUGAAGCUGUCUGAUGACGGCAGGAAGGUGACCCGUGUGAGCAAGGCUCAGUCAUACCCGGAUCACCCAGACAGGUUUGACGGCCUCUUGCCUCAACUGCUGUGCCGUGAUGGUCUGACUGGUCGCUGCUACUGGGAGGUGGAGUGGAGCGGAGUGGUUUACAUUUCAGUGAGCUACAGAGGGAUCAGCAGGAGAGGAUACAAAGACUGUGUCUUUGGCUGGAAUGACCAGUCCUGGAGUCUGAAAUGCAGCGAUCUUGAUGAUGGCUACUCUGUCUGGCACAAUAACAAAGGAAAACUCGCCGCCUCCUCUCACAUUGACCCCUUCACCUCCAAAUCUGACUCCGCCUCUAACAAAGUAAUGUAUAUGGACUUUCCACCAGGACCGUGGUUGACGUGGCAUAGUCGCCCCUCUGACUCCGCCUCUUCUGAAUCCGCCUCCUCUGACUCCGCCUCCUCUUGCUCAUGCAGCAGAGUAGCAGUGUAUGUCGACUGUCCAGCUGGCAUCCUGUCCUUCUACAGAGUCUCCUCUGGCUCCCUGGUCCACCUCCACACUUUUGAAACCACAUUCUCUGAACCCAUCUAUCCUGGGUUUGGGUUCUGGUUUCCUGGAUCCUCAGUGUCUUUCUGUCAAGAUUUAAAGCCCAAACUUUUGGAUGUGCAGAGAGAAUCUCCAUGCACAUCGUCCCAACCUGAUUGGUUUGACGAUGACUCAAAGUUGGUCGAGGCGCCUUCAAGCUUCAGACCCGAAGUGGAAACUCACAAUUUGCAGGUUUCAUACAGGUUCCAGUGUCCAGGUCCGGGUGUGUUCCAGUGCGCUUUGACCGCCCUGGUGUUUGUUGUGACCCAGCCGGCCAAACUAUGUUACAGAAUCAUCCAAUGGGACGAGAGCAUCCUUCAUCCAGCUGGGAAGACCCCUGCUGGGCCCCUGUACAACAUCAGCUGUUCUCCUGUAGCAGUGUGUGGGCUCCACCUCCCACACUGUCAAACUGCAGACACGUUGGCCAGUGAAGGCCUGCUGUCAGUGGUUCACGUUUCCUCCGAUUAUGGACUGAACUUCCUGAAGCCGCUGAAGAUCACCGACACCCACGUUGUCGUGAGGGUCUCUGAACUUUCAGCGUUCGGUCUGGUCUGGGACUUCAUAAAGAGGUUCAUGGAGAGAAAGGAUCCGGUACCGAGCCAAGUCCUGCUGUACCUCGGACCUCUGAACUCAAGGGCUCAGAACCAGAAGCUCUACGUGUUUCUGCUGCCCAGGAACAUCCCAACGUACGAGGUCACCAAAGACCAGAAGGACUGUAAGUUUGUCCGCUCCACUUCCAACUGCAAACUCAUCAAAGACCAGAGAUACGUCCUCACAUGUCCAAGAGCUUCACAGCAUUAUAAAAUACAACCUCAGAGAGCCGAGUUCGACCUAAACUUUGGAACUCAAUACCACCCAACAUUUGAGAUCCGUCUUCCCAUCAACACUGAGGAAGUGGUGAUAACGAUCAAAGAUGAAGUAGACACGGUGGUCUGGGAGUACGACGCCGAUCUGACAGAUCAUUCACAAGAUGACGUCCCAUCAAGUGUCACAGUAAAGUCAGAGAGUCCAAACCUCCAUGUUGACCUGCUGAACAUCCUGGAUGAGCUGACUGAGGAAGAGUUCAGCAGGUUUAAGUGGUUCCUGAGGAAUGAACCGCAGAGCAGUCGCUUCAGAGUGAGAGAUUCUGCAGCGAGACAGGAAGUGGUGGACCAGCUGCUGCAUCAAUGCAGCCAGGAAGAAGUUCUUCAAGCUGUGAAGAGGACAUUCAGGAAAAUGGGCAGGAACGAUCUGAUGGAGCAACUAUAAAAACUCGAGUUACUUUUUUACCGUACAGUCAUGCUCAUGUUAUGUUUGUUUCAGCCAUUUUGAUGGCUGAAAGAGGUGUUUACAUUUUAAAUUAAAUUUUGAGAUUAAUCUUAGAAGUUUUCUAGAAAAAACUAGAAAAUAUUCAACACUUGAAAGAAAGAAAUCUCCAUGUUUUUUUGCUGGAAAUUUUCUGAGGUUAAUCUCAAGAUUUCUGCAAAUUUUUGACUUUUGGAACUCUGGGAUUUCCAGAUUUUAUCUUGAACCAAUGGCAAAGAUUCAUCUUCUAGCCUAGGAAAUGAUUUCACACAAAUUUAAUUUUAUAUCAAUAAAUGAUUUAUUUUGGUGUACUUUG